AUGGGUUUCGCUUCAGCAAAGGGGACGAACGACCCCCCCGAGGUUCGCAACUGGAGAAUCCACUUCAUUGCUCUCGUUGCGUCCAUGGCGGCCUUGUCCAUGGGCUAUGAUACGGCCGUCAUAGGAGGCACAAUGGCUCUCGACUCCUUCGUCCGCGACUUUGGCAUCGACAAGAUGACCAUCCAAGAAAAGAAUAAUUCCUUAGCCAACAUCGCCUCCAUGUUUCAAGUCGGCGCCUUCUUCGGUGCUCUCCUCACCUUCCCCGUUGCCGAGAAGUACGGUCGCAAGAAGGCCAUCAUGAUGGCGGCUCUCAUCUUCUGUGUAGGCGGAGCCAUGAUGUCCGGAGCCAACGGCGACCUCAAACUUGUCAUCGGUGGCCGCGCCAUCGGCGGCCUUGGUAUCGGCAUGGCUACCAUGACGGUUCCGGUCUACAUCGCUGAGACGUCACCGCCGAGUAUCCGCGGACGCCUCGUGGGCAUUUUUGAGAUCUUCUCUCAGGGCGGCGGGAUGCUCGGGUUCUGGAUCAACUACGGCACGAGCCGUACUAUCGAAGUUGAGAAUGAGGCGCAAUGGAUCGUGCCGCUGGCCUUACAGCUCCUUCCGGCCUUUCUUCUUUUCGUUGGCAUCAUGUUCUGUCCAGAAUCACCCCGUUGGCUGGCUCGAGGUGAUAACUUCGAGGCCGCGGAAAAGGUUCUGGUAUACGUGCGAAGCCUCCCCGCCGAUCAUCCCUAUAUCCAAAAUGAGAUGAGCGAAAUAAGACAACAAGUUGAGGAGCGAAGCACCGUUCGACUCAGCAAGAAGCAACAACUAAAGAAACUCCUUGCUCCUGGCACGAGAAACCGCGUGGGUGCUGGGACGUUUCUCAUGUUUCUGCAAAGUUACACAGGUGUCAACAUAAUGACAUACUAUAGCGUUUACGUUUUCGAGACCCUUGGAAUCACUGGAACCAGCAACAAGCUAUUCAGCACCGGAAUCUACGGGAUCGCAAAGAUGUUGGGCAUGAUUCUGUUCGCAGUAUGGGUCAUCGAGGGCCUCGGCCGUCGCAGCGGACUUCUAUGGGGUGCUUUCGUUGGCAGCAUUCCCCUCUGGUAUGUGGGCGGGUAUGUCAUGGUUGCUAAUCCGACCGCCAAAGCAGCGAGCGGUGUCAUUCAACAAGAUGCGUGGGGUUAUCUUGCCAUGGUCUGCAUUUACCUCAACGCCUUCAUCAUCUGCUCCACUAUCCAGGGAAUCACGUGGACAUACGCAUCCGAGAUCUUCCCCUUGGAUAUCAGGAUGCUCUGUGUCGCUAUGUCUACCGCGUGUACGUGGUUGGGCUCCUUCAUUGUCGCGAGAGCCACUCCUUUCAUGAUUACCGACCUCGGGUACGGGACGUUCUUCAUGUUUGGAGGAUUCUUGAUCUUUAUCGGCGUUUGGUCAUUCUUCUUCAUUCCGGAGACAAAAGGUCGCUCGCUGGAGGAUAUGGACAUUCUGUUUUCGCGGCCGACACAUAUGGUUGUUUGGGCACAGCUCAGGGGAAGGCCGAUCCUGUCGACGAAUACUCCAAUGUCGCCCAGAGGAUCCAUAGACAAAGGCGAAGUCAAGGUGGUUGACAUGGCCUAG
Molecule: messenger RNA, 1599 nt
Organism: Colletotrichum abscissum
Lineage: Eukaryota; Fungi; Ascomycota; Sordariomycetes; Glomerellales; Glomerellaceae
Product: quinate permease
Exons: 4
Coding region: 1-1599 (532 amino acids)
Biological process (GO): carbohydrate transport; transmembrane transport
Cellular component (GO): membrane
Molecular function (GO): carbohydrate:proton symporter activity
Source: RefSeq, a predicted model, not a curated record